CCGGAUGCAUGCACAAUGACUUAUGGCGUUAAUGGUAAUUUGUUUACCAGUGAUGCUGUGAUGUUUCAGGGCCCGCCGCUAGGGAUUACCAAUCCUCAACCACCAACGAAAAUCCGAGGUCAGAUCUGGGUGCUACACGGAAGCGAGGCUCCUGUAUAUUGGAUGGGGUCCUUGUCACCAUGGCGGCGUCUUUUCAAUUGGACCAUGUCAUACCGUCGUGAUGCCGAUAUUCGCCAUUCAUAUGGAGAUUUUAGGAAACGUCAAAGUGUCCUUUCAAAAAUUCCGACCGCUUUAAAUAUUCCUACGUCAUUCAAUCCUGUGGGUUGGUUUGUUAGUCAUUGUGUCACGUCAUCACAACGUGAAUUAUACGUCGAACAACUUACUAAAUACGUCAAGACGGAUAUAUACGGUGCUUGUGGAAAAUUAGUUUGUGAUUUCGAUAAAUUUAAGGAAUGUUUGGAUCGUUACAAGUUUUAUUUGUCUUUUGAGAACGCUAUAUGUCGGGACUAUAUUACCGAGAAAGUUUUCAAUAUUUUCCAAAUCGCUUCAAAUACAAUUCCGGUAGUUCGGGGAUUCAAAAAUCAAUCAUGGAUGUUCUUACCCCCUGGAAGUUACAUAAGUACGGAUGAAUUUUCGUCCCCAGGGAAACUCGGCGAGUAUUUAACAAAACUUUCAAAUAAUAUGACGGCAUUUGAAAAUUACUUUACAUGGAAACAAUUCUAUGAAUCCUACAGCUAUGAGCCUAAUCCUUUUUGUAUAUUAUGCCGGAGGUUACAUCGAUCAGAAUCCUACAGACGCUUAUAUGACGAUAUCGAUGCUUGGCUUAAAGGUGGAAAUCAAGAAUUUUGUGUAGGAGCUGAUGAUAUUAGAUAUGUACUUUCACAUUUUCUGUACAAAUUUUGACCAUAUUACUAUUUAUGCACGAUUCAAUAAUGAGAGCUUGUUGUUAUG
Molecule: messenger RNA, 951 nt
Organism: Ylistrum balloti
Lineage: Eukaryota; Metazoa; Mollusca; Bivalvia; Pectinida; Pectinidae
Product: glycoprotein 3-alpha-L-fucosyltransferase A-like
Exons: 1
Coding region: 16-903 (295 amino acids)
Cellular component (GO): membrane
Molecular function (GO): alpha-(1->3)-fucosyltransferase activity
Source: RefSeq, a predicted model, not a curated record